UGCCAACAGCCACAAUGUCCAAAGGGCCUCUGAUUCUCUGGCUGGUGAUUGAGCUCGGGCAGCUUUCUCUGACUCCAGCUGCAUCCGAGAUUGUUGUGAGAGCAUUUUUGGGUGAGACGGUGACUUUGCCCUGUACACACUCAUCCUGGUAUAACAGAAACAGCAUGUGCUGGGGCAGAGGCCAGUGUCCAAACUCCAAAUGCAAUGACGAGCUUCUCUACACUGAUGGGAUGAAGACGGUCUCAAGGAAGUCUCCAAAAUACCAACUUCGGGGGAGUAUCCAGAGAGGGGAGGUCUCCUUGACCAUCUUCAACACCAACGAAGGUGACGGUGGUGUGUACUGCUGCCGCAUAGAGGUGCCUGGCUGGUUCAACGAUGUGAAGAAGAACAUCCGCCUGGAGCUGAGGAGAGCCCCUACAACCAUGCGCUCCACAACCACCCGUCGCCCAACCACCACCAUCACCACUGCUGGGACGACAAGCACAGCUGUGCUUCCAGCUACAGUCGUGACUACACCCAACCUUGCAACCACAUCACCACUUCAGAUGGGCACCACUGCUGAGCUCACAACCACGGCAGCCACAUUCGCUCUGACAACAUGGAGCUCCCUUCCUGAGGAAGACACGAUACUUCUGACCCUUGAGCCUUCCACGGAAGAGCCCAUCCUCACUGCAGAAUCAGAAACUGUCCUUCUCCCUAGGACCUCUCAGAGUGGCACCGAGGCAACUUCUGGAGACACUGCCUUGUUCACAUCCAAAGCGUCUAAAGGUUGGGUUCUCCAGUCAACGUCCCAGGCAUCGGUAUGGGAAGCGAGUGACUUGGUGACCUCUCAGCCAAGAGGUAGGGGGGCUGUGUCCGCAUCUGAGACGCCAUUUCUUGUGCAAAAUGAGGUUGAAUCAGAACAGAUAAAAAUGACCAAUGACUACGACCUGUUUAUGAUCAUUGCUUCCUCCCUGGGAUUUGUGAUGUUGGCAUUGCUUCUGGCAUUUUUCCUUCGAGGGAAAGUCAUGAAAAUGAAUCCUUUCCAGAAACACAACAGGCUAGACAAUGUUGCAGAAGUUCCAUUGCCGCUGACUCAUCCGCCUACAACCAUGCCAUGUGAACCAACCGAGCCUGGAGUAUCAGAACACUGCAUAGACCUACCCCACCCCCCUCAAUCCAUGGAUCAGGGAUGGGCACAAGCCUCACAUUAGGCCAGUUAGAGCCAAAAAGAAGCAAUUCUGAGUUUCCUUUGAGUUAUCCAGGUGCUGAUCUUUACCUGCUGGCCCUGAAGGACAGAAUAGAUGGCUGCAGCUGCCAUCAUGCCACCACAGGGGAGUCUACUUGAGAGGAGGAGGAGCUCAGAAUAAACAUGAGAAUAAAGAACAAACCCUGGUGACAUUGGCUGAGUCUUGAUUAUACCAAGACUGAAAGUAUGAACUUAGACUAUUCACGCUCUGAGAUAUGUAGCAAUAAAUUCCCAUUUUGCUUAAGCUAAUUUGAGUUGCGUUUUCUGCCAUUUGAAAU
Molecule: messenger RNA, 1506 nt
Organism: Hippopotamus amphibius kiboko
Lineage: Eukaryota; Metazoa; Chordata; Mammalia; Artiodactyla; Hippopotamidae
Gene: TIMD4
Product: T cell immunoglobulin and mucin domain containing 4
Exons: 10
Coding region: 15-1193 (392 amino acids)
Source: RefSeq, a predicted model, not a curated record